Molecule: messenger RNA, 3659 nt
Organism: Exophiala dermatitidis NIH/UT8656
Lineage: Eukaryota; Fungi; Ascomycota; Eurotiomycetes; Chaetothyriales; Herpotrichiellaceae
Product: cytochrome c oxidase subunit XI assembly protein
Exons: 1
Coding region: 99-3200 (1033 amino acids)
Biological process (GO): translation
Cellular component (GO): mitochondrial small ribosomal subunit
Molecular function (GO): structural constituent of ribosome; methyltransferase activity
Source: RefSeq, a predicted model, not a curated record
CUCGAAAGUCCUUGUGGUAUGCGAGCCUCUAUCAGUCGGUCUCCCAAUCGUUCGUUUACUUCGGCGGCUUCCCAUCGACAGUGAGGGCGCGACGAGAAAUGCUCUCUCGUGCCAGGCCUACGGGCCCUCUGCAUCACUGCCACUAUCGACAGGACAUCCAAACCCUUCUUGAGCGAGGGUUUUGUGGCCCUGCCGUGAGUCUACGGGUUGGCUUGUCUGCCAGUGGGCCCUUUCGAUGUCGCCAACGAGCAGCAUCACCGCAGCCUGGACAGCAUGUAAGAGCUUUUACGAAGGCAGCAUCCAAAGGAUUUCGUACAACAUCGAAAACAUCAUCACCGUCCACUGCUGGCCCCAAGGAGCGAUCAAACCCAGAAACCACGGCGGCAGACACACCACCGGUCCUUGACGCCCAUGCCCUCGACACCUUACAAGAGCUGGAAAAUGCUCUUGGUAGGUCGAUCGAUGAAGCAAUUCAAGAUGAUCGUAGGGAGCACACGGCAGCCUUCGACUCUGUUGCAAGUCUGAGGGCGUCUGGAGCGUCCCUAGAAGAGGUGGUUCGCAGGGCUAGACAAGUACAUGGAGAUAGCCUUCCUGACUCAGUUCUCGAGGAUGCCGAGUUCAAAAUCUAUCGGAGACUUUACGGUGACCCUGCGGCGCCAGAGGGAGACGAAUUUGUGGACGAAGACGAUCUCGAUUCGGAUGACAGCACGCCGGCGAACCAGCUCUUUGACAGAGAGGGAACACUUGUCGAUUACAGUCUAUACGAGGCACGGGAACGUACACAUAUGGAAGAUGCCAGUGAACAAGAACAGGAAGAUUUCGAUCACCUUGACAGCAGUGAACGAGAAGGGACCGAUCGACGCGACCCUCCAAGGCCCGUCCGGGGCGGUAUCGACUUGAAUCUCGAAAGGGACGUGACAGGCAGUCUCCUGGCUUCUCCCACUCACAGAGCGAUGGAGGUGGCUCGACUCCUGGACGGCGAAGUGGCCGAGGACAUGGACAAUGAAGAAGAUGUGGAAGAGGAGACGCAAGCGCGGUUUCAUCCUUUGACUACUCUCGGCAAGUUUGCCACCAGUCCUAAGACCGUGUUCCUAUCGCAGGAGGAUUUUGUGCGUCCGGUGGCGAACAUCAUGAAGGAUUUCUCCAACAAGCACCUGAAGGAAACGUGCGAAAAGACGUUCGGCGGACCUGGCCUACCUCAUUCCCCGUUGACACCCAGAUCUGGACGAACGAAGCCACAAAUCCCUAUUCCGCUGGAUGUCACGCAACACAGUAUGGGGGAGAUGGAAGCCAACGCAUUCCUUACCACCGUCAUGCCUCCCACCUACGCCGCCAUAAUGUCUGUCCUGGUAGAAACCCGCAAGCGCUUGGGAUCGACGUGGCUGAAUCAACUUCUCUCCAAGGAAGGUGGGCCUCGCGUUCUCGAUGCUGGUGCAGGCGGCGCUGGCAUCCUCGCCUGGCGAGAGAUUGUCAAGGCUCAUUGGGACUCCAUGCACUCUUCCGACCGUGACCCGCCGCCAUGUCCAGCUUCUAAAUCAGUCGUCCUUACCGGGUCGGAUACUCUGAGACACCGAGCGGCCGCCCUCCUGGACAACACCACCUUUGUCCCCCGACUUCCCGACUAUGUGCACACACGAGACGCCCCGACGCUGGAUGACGAUCGUCCAGCACAGCCACGAAAACAGUUUGACGUGAUCAUUGCCUCACAUUCUCUGUUUGGACUGCAGGAAGAAUGGAUGCGGAAACAACAUGUCCAAAACCUAUGGUCCAUGCUGAGCAGCGAGAGAGGAGUUUUGAUCUUGAUUGAAAAAGGAGUGCCCCGAGGAUUCGAGGCUAUUGGCGGGGCCAGGGAGCUUCUUCUAGAGAGGUACAUUGCCGUCCCCAAGGGUCGCAGGACAGGAUACAGCGCGGGACAUGACAGCGACGACGUUUUCACAAGCGAAACCGGUAUGAUCAUAGCACCAUGCACGAACCACGAAAAGUGCCCCAUGUACCAUGCGCCGGGCAUGUCGCAGGGGCGCAAGGAUUUCUGCAGUUUUCAACAACGGUAUACUCGACCAAGUUACCUCCAGAGAGUUCUGGGCGCCAAAGAUCGGAACCAUGACGACGUGGACUUUUCAUAUCUUUCGGUGAUGAAGGGAGACGAUCUCCGUCAACGGCAGCUGGGGUCCUGGGACAGCCUCCAGGACGGCGUGGGGGCUCCCUUGCACCCAGACCCCCAGGUUCUGGGCGAGGACUACGAGGCUUGGAUGAGAAUGUGUCAGUCAGGCUUUGAUGAGGUCGAACCUGGCACCACUCUCGAAGACACGGCGUCCACCAGCUUGCCUGCACCUUGGAGCUUGCCCAGAUUGGUUUUCACGCCCAUGAAGCGUCGUGGUCACGUCAUCAUGGACGUGUGUACCCCAGCCGGCAAGAUCGAGCGAUGGACCGUACCAAAGUCGUUUGGGAAGCAAGCGUACCACGAUGCGCGAAAGUCUCAAUGGGGCGAUCUGUGGGCUUUGGGCGCAAAGACACGCAUUUCCCGCUCCUUGAGGCUGGGUGGGCCAGACACCAAGGAGGCCAGACGUGCUAGAAGCCGGAAAGAGAGGUUGGAAAACCAGGCCGAGGACUUGAUGGAGAAGUUGGAGCAAGAGAAACUCGCCCAGAUGGAUGAAGCUGUUGAAUUUGCCCGUGAUAUGGGUAUUGCUGACACGGACGGAGUUGAUGUCUACGCUCCAAACAAAAAGACCAAAGCCAAGCUUGAGAAGUCCAGCAACAGCACCACAUCUUCCAAAGCACAGGCAGCCCCAACUCUGCCAUCCUCUGGUCUUUCCGCGGACUCGGACUCUGGCUCGUUCAGUUUUGCAUUUGACGAUUUCGACGAAGAAGAACUCAAUCCAGUUCCUCCGUCCAAGAAGGCUAGCAACGGCAACGGCAUCGACAACGACAACGACAGUGAUAGUUUGAAGUCUACGACGACGACGACGACAUCCAGCCGCCACCGAAACCCACACCAAGUCCCCGACUUCGGAACAGGUCGGUACGACGACUUCGCCGAAGAGAACCUGCGCCAAAUGGAGGCCGAACUGGCUGACCCGCUGGGCUACGCAGCCAAAGGCCCGCGCACCAUGCGGACAUAUUCCAAGUUCGCCGUCCGGAGCGAGAAGAGACGAAAGGCCAAAGUUGGCCGGAGCGCCAGACGUGGACGAUCGGGAUUGUAAAGAAAAACAAAGGAAACUGGCGUGGACUCGGUCGGAGUCGCCACUAAAAUAUGAGAUACUAGGUAUACUGUACCUGGCACAGUCAAGGUUCAUUGUAUGUGGUCGGUCUACUGUACCUCCGCUGGAAUAAAAGGAGGACGAAGAAAAACCGAAUCAAAGAAAGGCUGGCAACGCAACACAAUAUAUCUGGACACAACACACAGCUCACAGUAUAGUAGAGGCUUGGCUGAAAGAAUAGGACCUUGUACUUGACUGCUGGGGGCCUUGGGGGCCUCGGAAUCUUCACUUGGAACAAUACAAUGUAGAUAAUCCCUUCUCUAUAUGAACACCCUGGUUUGGACGUCACGACUCCACCAGAAACAAAUGCAACAAGAUUAGAUGAUCAAGAGGUCAACCAACAGCUCUUGACAGAGCGAUCGCUUCGAAUAUAUAACUAGAUGCCUAGAAGGUAAUUGAAAU